This is a messenger RNA of Rosa chinensis, 890 nucleotides long. RefSeq lists its product as uncharacterized. The transcript is spliced from 7 exons. The record is from RefSeq and is a predicted model, not a curated record. Lineage: Eukaryota; Viridiplantae; Streptophyta; Magnoliopsida; Rosales; Rosaceae. Bases 1 to 816 code for a protein of 271 amino acids.
AUGCGCCGUUCCAAUGUGUCUAACAUCCAAAAGCCUACUACUGGUAAUGCACCGAGUAAACGCUCUCGUGUGCAAACUAUUGAUCAGCCAUGCCCAAAUGGAUCCCGUUCUACUUCAGGUAGUGCAAUAAGUAAACGCUCUCGUGUGCAAACUACUGAUCAGCGAUGCGAAAAUUCUGUAGAAGAUGGACUCAAUUCUGCUAUUGGUACCACUACAGAACGAACUACUACUGGGGUCAGAAUUAGUUCACGUCUUCAGCAUCAAACUGCUAAUGAUCAGCUAUUGAUAAAUGUUACAACUGAAGAGCAAAAUGAUAAUGUGAUGUCAGCCAGUAAUCAAGACCCUCCUACAGGUCCAACAAAAAAGGUGCGGGGAAAGACAAGAGGAGUGAAUGCAGAUAAGGUGCUUUCUCAAUUGAAUGCUAAAAUACCUGUCACUCUGACCGAACAAAAUGGCAGGCCUACAGGCCCAUAUGCUGAAAUGUUGGCCAAUGAAAUUGGUUUCACAGUUCGAAACCAUGCCCCACUAAAUGUGGAAAAAUGGAAGAAGAUUCCGAAAAUUGAAGUGGAUAAGUUGGUUAAAAGAAUAACGAACAAGUUUGACAUUGACAUGUCUCUCCCUUGGGUCGAGAGAUAUGUAAUUACAACAUGUCAGACUGUAUUUUGUAAUUUUCGUUAUAAGUUGAAGAAACAUUUUGAGAAAUUUUCAACAAUCGAGGAAGCAAUUGAAAACAAACACGAUGAUGUCAAGACUCAGGAAGAAUGGGAGUUUCUCUGUGCUCGUUUUUCUAGUGAAAAGUUUCAGAUUCGUUCAUAGAAGAAUGCUAUAAAUAGGUCAAAGUUGACACAUCACCACAAAGCUGGGUCAAAGUCAUUUAUGUCUCACCAAGA